AUGGAUGCGUACGGCGUCCGACGCAAGGACACCACCAAAGGUCCGCCUCUGCGGAUUCUUUCACUCGGUACGUCAUCGACAUCAUGCAGCCCGAAUCACUCUCCCUCGCUAACAAGCACAGACGGCGGCGGUGUUCGUGGCUACUCCAUGCUCAUCAUUGUCCAGGAACUCAUGCACCGCACCUUUGUCGAAGCUCAUGGCCGCGCUCCGCGCCGCAGCGAAAUCCCCAAGCCAUGCGAUCACUUUGACCUCAUCGUCGGCACCGGAACGGGCGGUCUCAUCGCCAUUAUGCUCGGCCGCCUCCGACUCGACCUCGAGACGUGCAAAGAGCUCUACGUCCGCAUGACGCGCAUGGUAUUUCAGACUGACAAGACCAUUGCCGGCAUCCCAUACCGAUCCACCCUCUUCAAGGCCAGCAAGCUGGAAGAGGCCAUCCGUCAAGCCGUCUGCGAGCACACCGUCAACGAACAAGAAGGAAACGAUGGCGACGAACCCGUCAACCCCCUCUACUCGUCACGCCUCUCGACCAGCUCAAGCUCCUCUGUUCCUCAGCGACAUCUCAGCAAUGCCAGCACGGUCAGCUUCAGCGCGCGCAGUCCUACGGCGCAAGCCGCUGCGCGACCGUUCUUCAACUCUAGAUAUGGGAACGGCGAUGCGCGACUAUACGACGCGCGCGAGAAUCGCACAAAAACCGCCGUAACAGCCAUGUAUAAAGACUCACCCAGCCACUCCGCUCCCGCCAUCCUUCGAUCCUACGACUCGCGCCGCGAACCUCCUCCCGAUUUCGACUGUAAAAUUUGGCAAGCUGGCCGUGCCACAUGCGCCAUCGGCCUCGCCUUCAAGCCCAUCACGAUUGGCCAGGCCACCUUUCACGACGACGGUGUCGGCACCUUUAACCCCGCCCCCGAGGCUCUCGACGAGGCCGUGGUCAACGAGUGGCCCGGCCGGGAGGUUGGCGUCUUUGUCAGCGUCGGCACCGGUAAGCGCCCGCGCGGCAGCGACGGAAACCAGGCAGUCUGGUACGAGGGCUUCCUCGGCGAGUUUGCCGAGGCGCGUCGUCGUCUCAUCUCCAAAAUUGAAGGAUGCGAAAAGAUUCACGAGUUUAUGCUCCGCGAGCACCUCUCGCGGCGCAACGUGAACCCCGAAAACUACUUUCGCAUGAAUGUCGAGAUUGGCGUGGGCGAGUUUGGCAUGAAUGAGUGGCAUCGACUCGGCGACAUUAGCACCGGCACGCGACGCUACAUGGCGCGCGACGAAGAGCAGCGCAUGAUUCUCGGCAUCUCCUCGCGGCUCGCCAAGGUGCACCGCGCGAGGCAGCGCCUCGAGCGACAGGCCAACACGAUCCCCGAAGUAGUCAAGCAGCAGCCCUCGGCCAACUUUGACGUCCCCUUUGCCGUCGAGCUCCCCGGCGACACCCCUAGCGCGUUUCCGCCUUCGCCCCGGAGCGGUCUCUCGCAGACGUCGUUUGACUCGGGCCGCCCCGACAGCCUCACCGUUGGCAACAACCCGACGACGACGACGACAACAUGGAGCGCAGCCUCCCCGCGAGGCUCCUACGACUACGCGCGACCCGGCGGCGCCGCGCCCUUCCCGCCCGGCACCGCCUCGCCUCCGCCGCCUCCAUCGCGCGCCAGUAACCGCAACGGCAACGGCACACCGAGCAGCGACCCGGACCGGCUACUCGGAACGGCGCCCACACCGUCCCAGUUUCGAACUGCCUCGGGCGCGGACAAGAUUGCCAUAAUGAGCCCAGACGAGCACGCGCGGCCGCUGCCGCCGGCACCGCAGUCACCGCCACCAUCUACGCGCAUCGAGCCCCCGCCACUGCCGCCCAAGACGCCGCUGCCGGGACACAGGGUCAGCAGCAGCCACGCGAGCAACGGGCAUGCGCCGCCGUAUCCGAUGGAUGAUGAGGAAGCGCCCCCGCCGCCGGUCAAUAUGGCGCGGAAACCGGAUUAUCGAGGUUGA
Molecule: messenger RNA, 1968 nt
Organism: Beauveria bassiana ARSEF 2860
Lineage: Eukaryota; Fungi; Ascomycota; Sordariomycetes; Hypocreales; Cordycipitaceae
Product: patatin-like phospholipase
Exons: 2
Coding region: 1-1968 (655 amino acids)
Biological process (GO): arachidonate metabolic process
Cellular component (GO): membrane
Source: RefSeq, a predicted model, not a curated record